AUGAGGUAUAGCAAUAGAAGGGCUGCAUCAACAGACUGGCUUAUUAGUGAAACACUUCUGUUGUAUACUAUCCUCUCUUUAUUUUUUCUAAACCUCAGAAAUGCACCACAAGUAUUAACAUUUUCUCGUUAUUUUACAAAAGAAACAUUAGAAUAUGAAGAAAAGGCCAAGCAAAUCUGUGGGGAUGUUGAAUUCUUUAAAAAUGGCCACCUUGCAGAAAUUGCAAAGGCAAAUGCGAAAAAACUUUCAAAUUGUGAUUAUUGCAAUGUUGUACGUCAUUACUCAGGAUCAAAUAGUACCGAAAAUGACGUUGCAUUUGCAUAUUUGAUGGGUAACACUUCACAUAAUAUUCUAAAUUGGGUUAGAACACUACGAUCAGCACAAUGCCGCUGCAGCAUUAUCUUUCUUGUUACACAGAAACUCUAUGAUCUUCAUCAUGAAAGUGUUUGGCGCGAUCUUUCUAACUGUGGAGUUACAAUUCAAGUUGUUCCUUAUCAUAGUGAUAAUAUCUUUAACGAUGUACGUAUGUGCCGUAAAAUCAUUGAAUACGUAUUUGCAGAGUAUUGCUCCAUGUAUUUUGAUAGAAUGAUGUUUUCGGAUAUUUAUGAUUCGAUUUUCCAAAAAGAUCCUUUCAUUAAAGAUGCUCCUCAAGAUAAAAUAUCGAUGUCAAUAGAAAGAGUUACGUUUGCCAAUCAUGAUUGGGAAAAGUACUUCAUGUCUGCGUAUUUUUCAUCUGAAUUUGCAAAUUUAUUAGCAAAUGCGAAAAAAUUCCUUAUUAACGGAGGAUUUGUUAUAGGAAAAGGCUAUCUAAUGGCUGAAUUUUAUCAUACAGUAAUUUCCUUGCCAAAAUUCUUCCACAAAAUGAGCCGCGAUCAAUCUUAUUUUAAUUUUGCCGUUUAUGGGAAAGUAUUUACAAAAAUUUGGAUAGACUUCAACGCAACGUACUAUGCUUCAGCAUGUUAUUCCAUUUAUGAGCAGAGGCCUAGAAGUGAUGGUUAUAUUUACGAUUGGGAUACAAAAACAGCUCCUGCUUUGAUACAUCAGAUGGAUAGAAUUUGUCCUAUUGUUCAACUUAUAUAUAAAACAUGCCCUACACAUAACAAAAAUUAUGACAGCAAUUAUCGUCAGGCUUAUAUCAUGCAACCUUGUGAUUCGCUUGCAAAUAGGAAUGAUAGGCGAUUUACUUAUUCAGCUAAUGCUACAAUUGAUCUUUAA
Molecule: messenger RNA, 1215 nt
Organism: Trichomonas vaginalis G3
Lineage: Eukaryota; Parabasalia; Trichomonadida; Trichomonadidae
Exons: 1
Coding region: 1-1215 (404 amino acids)
Source: RefSeq, a predicted model, not a curated record